This is a messenger RNA of Pediculus humanus corporis (human body louse), 918 nucleotides long. Its product is annotated as class A rhodopsin-like G-protein coupled receptor GPRmtn, putative. Gene Ontology annotation, biological process: G protein-coupled receptor signaling pathway. Gene Ontology annotation, cellular component: membrane. The record is from RefSeq and is a predicted model, not a curated record. Bases 1 to 918 code for a protein of 305 amino acids. Gene Ontology annotation, molecular function: G protein-coupled receptor activity. The transcript is spliced from 6 exons. Lineage: Eukaryota; Metazoa; Arthropoda; Insecta; Psocodea; Pediculidae.
AUGAAUUACACGAUAUCAUCAAAUGAACUUGAAAAUGUUCAUGUCAACAAAACUUCAAUUAUCGUCGACGUCGAGUUGUCCAGAUUUUCUCGUGAGUUACUCACAUUUGCUGCUGUCGUAACCGUUAUUAUUAUGGUAGCAGGUGUUAUUGGAAAUUUAUUAACCAUUUUAGCAUUGAUAAAAUGUCCGAAAAUACGUAACGUCGCAUCAACUUUUAUAAUGAGUCUUUGCGUCGCUGAUUUUAUUUUUUGCCUUUUUGUUCUUCCAUUCAGCAGUUCACGUUUUAUUCACGGAGGAUGGAUUCAUGGACCUUUACUUUGUACCUUAUUUCCAUUUUUAAGAUAUGGUAACAUAGGUGUUUCCCUUCUUUCGAUAGCCAUGAUCACGAUAAAUAGGUACGUCAUGAUAGCACAUUACAGUUCGUACAACAGAAUAUACAAAACGAAAUACAUAGCAGUCAUGAUAGUUUUGUGCUGGAGUUUAAGUUAUGGAAUGAUAUUACCUACACUUUUUGGAAUAUGGGGUAAAUUUGGAAAGGAUAUGAAAUUGGGAACGUGUUCAAUAAUACCUGAUGAAAAUGGACGUUCGGCUAAAACCCCUUUAUUUAUAAUUGCAUUUUUAAUACCAUGCAUUGCCAUAUGUUGUUGCUAUGCAAGAAUAUUUUGGGUGGUACGAAGCUCAGAAUUAAGAAUACGUAAACAUGCUGUCGAUCAAUAUUGCGUAGCCAACAACGAAGGAAAUCAACAACUGAAUAAAAAAAAAGAAGAAAUAAAAUUAUUGAAAGUAAGAAGAAACGAAUGGAGAAUCACUCAAAUGGUUUUGGUUAUUUUUUUAAGUUAUUUAUUUUGUUAUUUACCAAUAACAAUUGUUAAAGUUACCGAUAAGGAUGUUAAAUAUCCAGGUAUUAUUAAUCUAUAA